AUGAACCUCAGCUACCGCGACAUCGUCGCCAUCCUAGUCAUAAUCUUCUACACGCCCGCUCUCCUCGCCUCCAUCCUCCUCAUCUACCGCCACGGCUUCCGGCAAUCCUGGGAGUCGUGGUUCGUCCUCGCGACCUUCUCCAUCUCGCGCAUCCUGUACGGCUCGCUCGAGCUCGCCGCCAGCGCCAACCCGGACGCGUACGGCUACCGCCUCGCCGCCGCGACCUUCGCCGUCGAUGGCCUGAGCCCGCUGCUCUUCGCCGCCCUCGGCCUGUUGCGCCGCCUGCGCGACCUCGUCGCCGCCAAGAGGGUGCAGGAGGGCCGCAGUCCGGUGUUGCGCGUUACGUCGCGCCAGAUGAACGUGCUCGACCUCGUCAUCACGGCGGCGUUUAUCUGCGCUAGUAUUGCGUAUAGGGGCCUCAGCAGGGAGGAGGUGGAGAGUGGUAUUCAGCACCAUUCGGGCACCGCGCGCGCGGCGGCUAUCUUGUAUGUUGUCGCUUUUGCGGCUAUCGCGGCUGGGGCGGCGGUCAUGUUCGUUUGUUAUCGGGGGGAGGUGGAGGUGGGAGAGAUGAGGGUGCUUGUUGCGCUGGUCGGCAGUCUGCCGUUUUUGUUUGUGAGGUUGUUGUAUUUGGUGUUGGAUAUUUUGGGAGAGGUGGAAAGGUUCAGCGCCAUUACGGGAAGUGUGACGAUUUUCUUGUGCAUGGCUUUGCUGGAGGAGGCAGUGGCUGCGGCGUGGUAUCUGGUUGUUGGGUUUACGGUAAGGGUUAUUACGCGAGAGGAAACACUGGCGAUGAGAGAGGCGGAGAAGAAGGUUGUAGAGGGAAAGACGGAAGAGGUGGGAGAUGUUUCGAUGUGGGAGAGGUCAAGGAUGAAGCUGGAUGAGGAGGACAGCAGUGGUAGGGCGGAGCUGGAUGAUAGAACGAGGAGGGCAGAGUUGGCAUGA
Molecule: messenger RNA, 942 nt
Organism: Lasiodiplodia theobromae
Lineage: Eukaryota; Fungi; Ascomycota; Dothideomycetes; Botryosphaeriales; Botryosphaeriaceae
Exons: 1
Coding region: 1-942 (313 amino acids)
Source: RefSeq, a predicted model, not a curated record